This is a messenger RNA of Diceros bicornis minor, 1272 nucleotides long. RefSeq names its product galectin-9B-like. The transcript has 10 exons. Bases 1 to 1053 code for a protein of 350 amino acids. Gene Ontology annotation, molecular function: carbohydrate binding; galactoside binding. The record is from RefSeq and is a predicted model, not a curated record. Lineage: Eukaryota; Metazoa; Chordata; Mammalia; Perissodactyla; Rhinocerotidae. Gene Ontology annotation, biological process: positive regulation of gene expression; negative regulation of type II interferon production; negative regulation of CD4-positive, alpha-beta T cell proliferation. Gene Ontology annotation, cellular component: nucleus; cytosol.
AUGGCCAGCAGCACCCAGCCUCCCUACCAGGACCCAGUCGUCCCCUUCUCUGGGAUCAUCCAAGGGGGUCUCCAGGAGGGACAUUGCAUCACUGUCAAGGGAGCCGUCUUAGCCUCCAGUGGAACCAGGUUUGCUGUGAACUUUCAGAUUGGCCCCAGCGACAAUGACAUUGCCUUCCACUUCAACCCUCGGUUUGAAAGAGGCGGGUAUUUGGUCUGCAACACGAAGCAGAACGGACGCUGGGGGCCGGAGGAGAGGAAGAAGCACCUACCCUUUCAGAAAGGAAGUCCUUUUGAGCUCAGCUUCCUGGUGCAGAGAUCACAUUUCCAGGUGACAGUGAACGGGAGCCUCUUUGUGCAGUACUCACACCGUGUGCCCUUCCACCGCGUGGACACCCUCUCUGUUACCGGCAUUGUGCAGCUGUCCUCCAUCAGCUUCCAGAACACCCGCGCAGCCCCUGUCCAGCCCGCCUUCUCCACGAUGCACUUCUCCCAGGCUGCCCAUUUCCCACACAAGCCCAAGGGGCACAAACUGACUGUGGAGCUCCAGGGAGCCCUGCAGGGCAGCCCGACUUGGGCCCCGGCCUGGGCAGGACAGGUCCCUUUUCAACAGAAUCCCUUAGUCCCACCUCCAGCAUAUCCCAACCCAGCCUAUACGCUGCCAUUCUUCACCAGCAUCCCGGGUGGGCUGUACCCCUCCAAGAGCAUCACCGUGUCGGGCACCGUCCUGCCCAGUGCUCAGAGGUUCUACAUCAACCUGCACUCUGGGAAUGACAUCGCCUUCCACCUGAACACCCGUUUCAAAGAGAAUGCCGUGGUCCGCAACACGCAGGUCAACGGUUCUUGGGGGCCUGAGGAGCGAAGCCUGUCAGGAAAAAUGCCCUUCACCCGGGGCCAGAGCUUCUCAGUGUGUAUCACGUGUGAAAGCCACUGCCUCAGGGUGACUGUGGAUGGUAGGCACCUGUGUGAAUACUACCACCGCCUGAAGAACCUGCGUGCUAUCAACAACGUGGAAGUAGGGGGCGACAUCCAGCUGAGCCACGUGCAGACAUAGGCGGGAUCCCUGCCCAGGGAACGAGGGCUGGGGCAUGUUGCUGUCCGGAUCUGCUUAUCACCUCCACCUUCCCUGUCCCUGCCUCAGCCCCAGCGCUUCCCAGCCUGCUGAAGAUCUCUGCUGGGGAGACCCCGUCCUUGUCUGGCCCUGCUGAGGCUGCAGCCAGCCUGGAGUGGCGAGGGUAGCUGGCUGGGACUGCCUUCCUCAGUCGGGGCAGGA